Messenger RNA from Triticum aestivum (bread wheat), 647 nucleotides. Its product is annotated as auxin-responsive protein IAA20. Gene Ontology annotation, cellular component: nucleus. The record is from RefSeq and is a predicted model, not a curated record. Gene Ontology annotation, biological process: regulation of DNA-templated transcription. The transcript is spliced from 3 exons. Bases 50 to 553 code for a protein of 167 amino acids. NCBI's taxonomy places the organism in Eukaryota, Viridiplantae, Streptophyta, Magnoliopsida, Poales, Poaceae.
GUAGCUAGCUUGACCACUGUCCUGUCCAAGGAGAGGAGCCACCUGCGCCAUGGAGCUGGAGCUGGAGCUGGGGCUUGCACCGCCGAACCACGCGGGAUCGUGCGGCAAGAGGGGGACGAAGGAGGCGUUCGGGAUCGACAAGGCUGGGCUGCCACUCAUCCUGCGCGACGACGAUGGUGACCACGGCAGCAGCUGCAGCGAUGCCCGCGACUGGGAAAUGAGCAACAAGGUUGCCUGCAAGUCGUGCAGGAAGAAGAGGCUGGUGGGGUGGCCGCCGGUGAAGAGCGCGCUCCGCCCGCGCAGCAAUGGCGGCCACGUGAAGGUGAAGAUGGAAGGGGUGCCCAUCGGGAGGAAGGUGGACCUGUCCCGCCACGCCUCCUACCACCAGCUCCACCACACGCUCCGCCUCAUGUUCCCCUCCUCCACUUCUCACCAUGGUGAUCCAUACGCCGUCACCUACGAGGAAGGGGAUGGGGAUUGGAUGCUCGUCGGAGACGUGCCGUGGGAGGACUUUGUCAUGUCGGCCAAGCGGCUCAAGAUACUACUCGUGUAACCGACUACAGUAGUUGCCAUUGCUAGUUGAGUUUGGGGGUCAUGGAUCUGCACCGGCCCGCCGUGUGUGACUAUUUAGUUUUAGCUCACUGAAU